UUAUUCAUUGAGUCUAAUGGCCCCUCCUCAAAUAAAGAGUAGUUGAUAAGAAAGUGUCUGGCUCGCCCAUUGGCCAUUUCAGUUGAAUUCGAUUCACAGUUCAAUCAUCUGCGAUUCUAAAGUCUUCAACAAGAUGCAGCUCCAAGAUGGUUCUGUUAGUAAUAAAGUUAUCAGCUUCACACACGUCUUGGCAUCCUUCGCCGGAAUAUUUGCGGAGAAGUCAAGGGUUGUUACUGUUAGAGACCAGAAAAUCGUUCCCAUCAUAGAUACCACUGGUUCUGGUCGUGUUGUAAGGCUUGAGAAGUUCUCUCACUAUGUUGGUAGGCAAAUGGGAUUCGAAGAUUGCAGCGAGGUUCCAGAGCUGUGUAGAUUGGCACACGACUAUUUAAGAAAACCCAAAGAGUGUGAGGAGAGCAUCUUUGAAUAUCUUGCCAAUGAAACGGACCCUAAUUUGUACGGGAAAUUGAUUGAUGAGUUUGACCGAUGCAUCCUCAGUUAUUUCGCAUUUCAUUGGAACCAAGCCUCUUGUAUGAUUAGCCAGGUAUUGAGUGUCGAGUCACCGCAGAAAAUAGAGCUCAGAAAGAUUUUAUUGGCAGCUACAAGGGAACAGAGGUUUAAGAAAGUAACCGAGAAUCUGAAGGUGGCAAGAGUGUUUUCUACAUUGGUGGAAGAGAUGAAAGCAAUAAAGGGUGACUCGCAACGUAUGGAUGACACUGUCCCCGUUGCCCAUAGUGAGAGGAGUCCAGUGCUGCUGCUUAUGGGUGGUGGCAUGGGAGCUGGAAAAAGCACAAUUCUUAAAGACAUUCUUAAAGAAUCAUUUUGGUCAGGAGCACCUUCAAAUCCUGUGCUGGUAGAGGCAGAUGCUUUUAAGGAGAGUGACGUCAUAUAUAGAGCCCUUAACUCUAGGGGUCACCAUCACGACAUGCUUCAAACUGCUGAACUGGUGCAUCAAUCUUCCACUGAUGCUGCAUCAUCUCUGCUAGUGACAGCUCUAAAUGAGGGUCGAGAUGUGAUCAUGGAUGGUACCUUAUCAUGGGAACCUUUUGUGGAGCAGACAAUUGCUAUGGCAAGAAAUGUUCACAAGCAUAGGUACCGAAUGGGGGUAGGGUAUAAAGUAACCGACGAUGGGACAGUUAUUGAAGAUUACUGGGAGCAAGUAAUAGAGCCAGAAAAGGAACAUCAAUCAGAGGAAAAUGGUAAUGAAGAACCACAAACUCGAAAGCCUUACAGAAUUGAGCUAGUUGGUGUGGUUUGUGAUGGCUAUCUUGCAGUUGUUAGAGGCAUUAGGAGAGCUAUUAUGACAGGGAGGGCAGUGAGGGUGAAUUCACAAUUGAAAUCUCACAAAAGAUUUGCUGAUGCAUUUCCAAGAUAUUGCAAACUUGUUGAUAAUGCCAGGCUCUAUUGCACAAAUGCUGUUGGUGGUCCACCAAAGCUUAUAUGGUGGAAAGAUGAUGAUCACAAUCUACCAAUGGAUCCCGAAGGUAUCAAAAGCUUGGAAAUGAUAGGUAGUGUGAAUGCUGAAGCUGAUUCCAUCUACGAACUUUACAAGGAACCCAGCCCUAUGGGACCUGGUUCUGUUUGGAAUGACAUUGUUCUUUCACCUCUAAGGUCUAAUAAUCAAAAGGAAUUAAGGGAAUCCAUCAAGAAAAUAGAAAAAUCCAUCAGAAAACGGUAAUAUUGUUGCAUGAUAUGUUCCUCCCGAAGCCAAGUUUUGGAGUUUCUAACAACAUAUUCGAGUUAUCUCGUUUUGUUGUUUAUCUUCUAUUCCUAUGGUUUACCGACGGAAGAAUAUGAGGAGGGAGAAUGAUGAGUACUGCAAUGAAGUCGUUUUCUUGGCAUCAACAUGCAAGCCAACUGUGUCAUUCACGGUUAUCAAGCUUGCCCAUGUACAAAUGUAUAUGUAAAUUAUUGAAACGUGCUUAAUUGGAGCAUUUUUUAAUCAAAUGUGUAUAAUUUCUGAUUGAAUCAAGGAUUGCCUUGUAGCCAAAACAAGAACAAAAAUCCUGGCAGUAAACUCCGACAUUGAUGUGUGUAACUAUGUUUCUGUCGUUGAAGAGGUUAAAAGUUC
Molecule: messenger RNA, 2068 nt
Organism: Abrus precatorius (Indian licorice)
Lineage: Eukaryota; Viridiplantae; Streptophyta; Magnoliopsida; Fabales; Fabaceae
Exons: 9
Coding region: 134-1675 (513 amino acids)
Molecular function (GO): kinase activity; ATP binding
Source: RefSeq, a predicted model, not a curated record